Talaromyces atroroseus is the source of this 1602-nucleotide messenger RNA. RefSeq lists its product as hypothetical. Bases 1 to 1602 code for a protein of 533 amino acids. The transcript is spliced from 7 exons. Gene Ontology annotation, cellular component: membrane. Lineage: Eukaryota; Fungi; Ascomycota; Eurotiomycetes; Eurotiales; Trichocomaceae. The record is from RefSeq and is a predicted model, not a curated record. Gene Ontology annotation, biological process: amino acid transmembrane transport. Gene Ontology annotation, molecular function: amino acid transmembrane transporter activity.
AUGGAAUCCCAAAAGGGUCCUGGUGUCAGGGAACUCUCACACUACAACUCUUCUCCUGAGAUGGGCAUGGUGGAAAAUGCCCCGGGUGGCAUGAAGAGGGAGCUGUCCAGGAGGCAUAUCAACAUGAUCGGUCUCGCAGGGAUGAUCGGAACGGGUCUAUUUCUUGCUGCUGGUAGCGCACUGGCCGUUGCUGGCCCAGCUGGUGCACUUAUUGGAUACAUCUUCAUGAGUCUUUUGACUGCGUCUGUGGCUCUCAGCGUUGGAGAACUCUCCGCGUUUAUGCCCGUGACUGGAGGGUUCUUCAGACAUGCUGCCAAGUUCAUUCAUCCAGCUAUAGGCGCCGCUACAGGCUGGAAUUAUUGGUACAUGAUGGCAGUCACAGGUCCUGCUGAACUUAGUGCCGCCGCCACACUUAUUGACUUUUGGGAUUCGAGUAUUAAUCCUGGAGUCUGGUACACGGUAUUUAUUGUCUUGAUCAUCAUCAUGACUUAUUGCGGAGUGCGCGUAUAUGGUGAAUCCGAGGUUUUCUUCUCGAUCAUCAAGGUACUCCUUGUCGUAGGACUUAUCCUUGCGGGUAUCAUUGUCGACUGUGGCGGCUCGCCCAAUGGCGAAUACAUCGGCUUUCGAUACUGGCGAGACCCUGGCCCGUUCAACGCAUACCUCGCUGAUGGCAAUACGGGCAAAUUCUUGGGGUUUUGGAGCACUCUCAUCUCCGCCGCUUAUGCAUUCUGCAAUAUUCAAGUCACGGCUUUGGUAGGAGCCGAGACAAGGAACCCCAGGAAGCUAAUUCCGGACGCAAUGAAGAUGACAUUUUGGCGGAUUAUACUUUUCUAUGUUAUAAGUAUCUUCGUCGUUGGCCUCUUGGUCCCCUACAAUGACUCCCAACUAGGCAACUCGAGUGGAACAGCACAAGCAAGCCCGUUCGUUAUUGCAUUUGAGAAAGCCGGGAUUACCGUUCUACCGUCCAUCAUCAACGCCGCGAUCCUGACCUCUGCUUUCAGCUGCGGCAUGGCUGUGGUAUUUCUGGCCUCUCGAGUCUUAUACGGCCUCGCUGAGGAGAAGCAGGCCCCUUCGGUGUUUCUGAAGUUGAACCGGUUUGGAGCACCAUACGUGGCCGUGACCGUUUCCAACGCCUUUUUGUUCUUGGUUUACCUUAGCUUGGGCAGCAAUUCAUCCGUUGCCUUUGGAUGGUUUGUCAAUAUUGCUACCAUCGCAGCUCUAAUUUGCUGGAUCGUCAUUGAAGCCACUCAGCUCCGGUUUUUCUACGGUUUGAAGGUCCAAGGAAUCAGCCGAGACCGUCUCCCGUACAAAAGCCCCUUUCAGCCGUACAUGGCGUGGGCAACUCUUGUUUCGUUGGUGAUAAUAACCCUGACUUCAGGCUACAGCGUCUUUCUACACGGUCACUGGAAUACGUCGUCUUUCCUCGCAUCUUACAUUGGUCUGCCCAUUUUCUUCGCCAUGUGGGGAAUCGCUUGGUAUUUUCUUCGCUCUGGAAUCAUACCUCUUCGGGAACUUGACUUUUCUGAACUCGAUCAAAUCGAGAUGGAGAAAGAGCUUGCGCCUGAGGAAAAGAAGCUGCGGUGGUACAGGGUUCUAGGAUAG